AUUGAUAGCCGUCACCGUUAUCUGUUUAAACACUAGACAAGUGAUAAGAACUGGAGGGAAACCCGCACUGAGAUAACGCCUACAAACACUCCGGUCAGGUUCUGUUUUUGCCAAUUGUCGACAUUGGACUGAAUUAUGCCUCAGUCGUAGUGAAACUGGUUGAUAUUGUUCUAAUUUAAGUGUAUAAAGUGAUCAGAAGUUUUAUUGUGCUCGGAAGGAAAUGAAAAUUAGAUUUAUGAAUUAUGUUAUCCCUCAUUUUAAAGUCUAGUGUUCUAUUAAGUUUAUUUUCUAGUGUAAAAGCUUCCCUUGGAAACACCUUUCCAACUUACAGAUACUGUGUUGAGCAAUGUAGAGAAGCAAUUUGUGAUGAAGCUGGUGUUCAUUACAAAAGCUAUGUUCCUGUUCCGUUAUCUUCUAAGUUCCUUUGGAGCUGUAAUGAUAACUGCCAAUACGAGUGUAUGUGGGAUACAGUCAGAGUAUUUCAAGAAAAGGGCUGGCUUCCACCACAAUUCCAUGGAAAGUGGCCAUUUAUACGGUUUCUUGGAGUUCAAGAACCCGCAUCGACUGCAUUCUCACUCUUGAACCUCGGUAUACACCUAAAAAUGUUCAAACAGUUUCUACGUGAAGUGAGAAGAACAAAUCCAAUGUUUAAAAUAUGGAUUAUAUAUGCAAUGUGUUCAAUAAAUGGUUGGGUGUGGUCUUCCAUUUUUCAUACAAGAGAUUUGCCUUUUACUGAACUAAUGGAUUAUUUGUCUGCUUUUGGAAUGGUACUUUGCACAGCUUAUUCCAUUGGGAUGAGGUUGCUUCUUAAGUUUCAUCAAGUAUACUCACUACUAUUCACCGCUGUAACUGUUGCUUACUUUGUUAACCAUGCGACAUACUUAUCAUGGGGGCUUUUCGAUUACAAAUAUAAUAUGAUUGCUAAUCUUGUUGCAGGAGUAAUUUUAUUCGUCAACUGUGUUAUAUUUUCAUUGGUCUACUGGAGGAGCCUACCGCAAAGCAAAAGCCUGCUGAUCGCAAUAGGCAUACUUGCUAUUUCCCUAUAUUUAGAAUUAUCUGACUUCUCACCCAUAUGGUGGACGUUUGAUGCACAUGCUCUAUGGCACCUGACUACUGCCCCAGUUACAUACUACUACUGGAAGUUUAUUUUGGAAGAUUCUAAACACUUGCAGAAAGAAAUACCAAGAUGGUGAUAUUUACUAAAUUUGGAUGUUUACUGUCACUUAUGUGUUCGUUGACAAUUUUAUAAUUUUAUUGAGAUUAUUAUUGACUGUUAUAUUAAGUUAGUUGGUUUGUAAUGUCAUCAGUUAUUGAACUGAUUUACUAGAUUUUUUAGUGAUUUUUAAAUUGGUCUUCAACAUUGAAAAUGCCAAAUUUUAUUAAUUGUAUGUCGAGAUUCAAUCUUAUCGACUUUUGAUAAUAUAUCUUUGUCUAUGUACCAAAUUGCAUACUUAGUAAUAGAUGGAUAUAUUAUUGGCUUAUGCAUUAAAAUUUAAAAGAUUGAUUAAAUAUCCAUCAUUCAAUAUGCCAAACUUUUCAAUAAGUAAUUAUAUGCACUUAAAACAUAUUAAGUUCAUAUUUAAUAUUAAUGUGAACGAGUAAAAAAAUAACCAUGUUACAGAAAUUUGAUGUAUUAUGAUAUUAAUAAGGUUUUUGUUUUUGUUUUUUUGGUAGUAGUGAAUUAUUAAAUCAAAUUCAUAAAUAUUUAAUGAAUUUUAAAAUCAACAAGUUAAACUAGGAAUAAUUAAAAACUAGCUUUUUCUGUUAUUCUGAAAUCCUUUUUUUUUUUGUUUUAUGGAGUCCAUAAAAUUAUGUCAAAGCAUAAAUCUGUUGCUCUUGAAUAUAG
Molecule: messenger RNA, 1846 nt
Organism: Nezara viridula (southern green stink bug)
Lineage: Eukaryota; Metazoa; Arthropoda; Insecta; Hemiptera; Pentatomidae
Source: the annotation of a GenBank genome assembly